AUGCUUGAGAGAAGAAACAAACGCCGAGAUGAAUUCUUCAUGCGAGUACUUGACAUUUUAAUUUUUACACAAACCUGUGCCUGUCAGCAUCUGUGUACCAUAGCGAUAGAGCGUUGCGCUUCUAUUUGUCUAGCCGGCCGGCCGCCCCGCCCUGGGCAUUUCUUGGCGCGCGGCCAGGAGGAGGGGCGCCGCUGUGGGGUCUUGGGUGGCAGUGUCGAAGCUUGCCGGCCGCAGCCGCGUGCGAGCCAGCGAGCUCCACGCGCGGCGGCAGUGCCGUUGGUUUGUGCCGCCCACACAGGACAAGAAUCGCGCAGACAAAUUUCGCUGCGGGUGCGGCGUGCGCCCGCCUGCGAGCAGCAGACCACUGAGAAAACCCAACUCGGCAAGGAGCGGGAGGCGGCGCGUGGCCGUGUGGUUCUCUUUUUAUUUAUUUGGUGCGCCCCCUGGGCUUGGCCGGCCUCGCUUGCGCGCCCGUUGCGCUUUGGAGCCCC
Molecule: messenger RNA, 491 nt
Organism: Amoebophrya sp. A120
Lineage: Eukaryota; Dinophyceae; Syndiniales; Amoebophryaceae
Source: the annotation of a GenBank genome assembly